Molecule: messenger RNA, 1806 nt
Organism: Rhincodon typus (whale shark)
Lineage: Eukaryota; Metazoa; Chordata; Chondrichthyes; Orectolobiformes; Rhincodontidae
Product: heme-binding protein 2-like
Exons: 7
Coding region: 204-848 (214 amino acids)
Cellular component (GO): cytoplasm
Source: RefSeq, a predicted model, not a curated record
CAGUUAAUUUUUAAGCACAGCACGUGAGCCUCUGCAAUAGUUGCAUAACUCUGCCAUUCAGUGUUGAAUAACCAACGUUUUAUAAUCACAUCCCACCCUCAAAAUCAAAGUUGUAUAAAUCGCAAGCGAUUCUUCAUUUGAGUGGCACAAAAUAAAAAAAGUCAUCGACCAACAACAGCUGAGAGAAAAAUCUGGGCACAACAAUGUACUGGUCUGGACUAAUUAUCUUUGUAUUCCUUAGUCUGACAGAAGCUGGGAUAAGUGAUUCUAAACCAGCUCAAUGCAAUGAAGUAAAGGAAUGCUUCAAUUAUGAUGUCGUAUGUGAAACGCCAGAUUAUGAGGUUCGUCAUUACAAUGCUUCAAAAUGGGUUGCUACCAACGCUACGUCCUUCUUAAUGGAAUUUGCGAUGUAUUCGGGAUUCACAAGGCUCUUUCAGUAUAUUCAGGGCAAAAAUGUAGAAGGCAAAAAUAUCGACAUGACAGCUCCAGUUCUGCUGAAGAUACCUCAAGAUAAACAGUUAUUAGAGAGCAAAACCUACAUCAUCCAUUUUUUGUUACCAGCUAAUUAUCAGCAGGAUCCACCAGCGCCCAUUGACACUAACGUUUAUUUCAUUGACUUCCCAGAUAUGCAUGCCUUUGUGAAAUCGUUUGGUGGUUGGUUAAUGACAUGGAAUUCAAAAUCCCAUGCCAAGAGUUUGAAACAGCAGCUGAACAAUGCAGCUGAACAAUUUGAUUCCAGUUUUUACUAUGGCGCUGGCUACAAUAGUCCAAAGACAUUAACUGGUCGACAUAAUGAAGUGUGGUAUAUUGCAGAAGGUAAACCAAUAUGUCCAAUUCAAGCACCAUGACUUCAUCAAAAAGAAGCACCUGAAAAAUCUUCAUGGGACUUAUUUUCUGUCCAUGGUAUAACUGAUAAUAUCUAUAAUCACAGCAUUUAGAUUUUACCUGUGUAGAAAGUAACAUGAAAUUAUUAUCUGUCUGGGUUCAGGGAUCAUAUCUAUGGUAUACUCUUUUUCCACUUUAAAAACACAAUGAUCAUCAAUAUCAGUUUUAGGACUGGUGAAGGGGCGACUAUGUAGAGCAUCCUCCCCUGAAACCAAGCUGCAACAUAAAUUAAAAUAAACCGAUGAAAAUCCUCAGUAGGUUUCCAGGGUCUGUAAGAGUGGCAAUGUUGAUGAUGUUUCAUUUGCACCAAUGUUUUGUUAUUUCAGCCAACCAUUACUCUACUACGGAUAAUUAUUGGUAUUGAAUGACUAGGAAUGGUAGAAAAGUGAUUAUAUUUGUGUUCAAAUCCCACGUGGCAGCUGAGGAACUUAAAUUUAGUUAAUCAAAAAGUUCUGAAAAAAAAACUGGUAUUAGUAAUAGCCACCAUGUAGCCUACUGGAUUUACUUUGUUAGUUAAAUGAAUUAACCUGCAUGAAUAAAACUGGAUUAUAAUCAGUCCCCUAGAGAUGUCCAACACAUCCUCCCCAAACUUGGAUGAGCUAUUCUGACUGAAGAACCUUUAUCCAACACUAAUGGGCAUCUGAAGUUCAAACACAUGAUCAAACGUCAGUGUUAUCAUUUACUCCCAACAUUUACUUACAUUGAGUGGCAAUAUACAGAUCUGAUACAGAGGAGUGCAUCUGUCCUCGAAGUUUUCUGCCAUUAUUGAGGGUCCAGCAUCAUGUUUCAACCUAUCACAUUGGACCUAGGGUUAUUUUUGCCACGGUGGCACAGUGGUUAACACUGCUGCCUCACAGCACCAGGGACCCGGUUCCACCCUCAGGCGACUGUCUGUGUGGAGUUUGCACAUUCUCCUUGUGA